This is a messenger RNA of Rotaria sp. Silwood2, 924 nucleotides long. NCBI's taxonomy places the organism in Eukaryota, Metazoa, Rotifera, Eurotatoria, Philodinida, Philodinidae. The record is from the annotation of a GenBank genome assembly.
AUGCAUAAAUCUGCAUCACUAGACUCGUUAAAUUUACGUACAACUUCUACUACGUCAGUUUUAACAUCGACAGCAAAUCCAGAUGUUAAACCUAGUUCCUUUUCUAAACUAACUCGUCGUAUGGCAACUAUCCCUACACCGAAUCGACCAGUUAGAUUAUUAACAUCUGCUAAAAUUCGAUCUUGUAUUAACGAAGAUUCGUCAAUGCUAACUACUAAUGUAGAUACAAAUAAACAUCUUGAUUCACGAGACAAAAGUCAUGCUUUACUUGGUAGUAAACAGAAUUCAUCAGAAUUAUUGAAUAUAGUUGCCAAUCGAUCGAAUCAAGAAGAUCAGAACAAAGAUGAGGAAGAUGAAGAUAAUGAAACCGAAGCUUUAUUUAAUCGAUUCAGAGUUUCACGUAGACUUCGAUUUAAAGCUAUACCUCUUCUUGUUCAGGGUGAAGCUAAACGUAAAUAUAUAAGAUAUCGUCGAUCUAUUAUAUCUUUUGACAAUUUUUAUGAAUUUUUGUUAACAAAUUUUGAUGUAACUCCUCCAGUAUCUAGUACUUCAAAACCUAGUUAUGUUAAUCCUAUGCCUGAAUCUGCCAAAAGUACCGUUUAUGUCAAUACAUCAGUGACUGAACUUAAAUCGAACGUUGUUAGUUCAACCGAUUUUGAUUCAGUUAUAACUGAUUUACGUAAAGCAAUUGUAGCAGAUUUUAUUAAAAAUCCGAAGAUUUUUCGUGGUUAUAAAGAUGAUGUCACAAAAUGGUUAGAAGGAAUUGAUCAUCUAAUGCAGAUUGCACAUGUUCCUGAUUCUAAUCGGCUAGAUUUGAUUUCGUACUCUUUAAGAGGAGAUGCUCUUCAAUGGUUUAGAAAUAAUAAAUCUACAUUGACUAGUUGGACUACAUUUAUUCAGGAAAUCAAAAAAGUAUUUACAUAA